Microplitis mediator is the source of this 2634-nucleotide messenger RNA. It is a transcript of the gene Polr3E, whose product is annotated as DNA-directed RNA polymerase III subunit RPC5. The coding region runs from base 110 to 1618 and encodes 502 amino acids. The record is from RefSeq and is a predicted model, not a curated record. Gene Ontology annotation, biological process: DNA-templated transcription. Lineage: Eukaryota; Metazoa; Arthropoda; Insecta; Hymenoptera; Braconidae. Gene Ontology annotation, cellular component: nucleus; RNA polymerase III complex. The transcript is spliced from 7 exons.
AUAACAACAAUAAAACGUGAGUGAUCGUAUCGUAGCAUUAUUUAAUGUCCAGCUUUAAUGAUAAUAUUGCAUCUUAAUAAUUAUAAAAGAGAUAAAAAUCAUUAUAAAUAUGAUUGAUCCAAAUAGCGUGGAUAGUGACAAUGAUCCAGUUGAAGCCGAGUUUCCAGUAUUAUUGUCAACAACACUUGCCGAUAAAUUAUUUAUAUUUCAAUAUCCCAUAAGGCCUGCGAGUAAAGGUUAUGAUAAGACCACAUUUUUAAAAACAUCAGUUAAACCAGAAAAUCAAGAAUUUCGGAUCGAGGUUGCGAUAGAUUACAAUAGCGCUAAUUAUGAUGCAAAGAAAGGUGAAGAUAUUGCCAGAAAUGCCAAUGGACCAGCCGAUAAAUUUGAAAGUGACCAGGAGCGAGUAUUUAAUAGUAAUUUAAUGGAUAAAACUGUACUUCAAUCAUCAAGAGCAGUUCCAGAUUGUUCUAAUUAUUCAAUCGGUAGCUUUCAUGGAAAUGAGUUACAUAUUACACCUUUAAAAAGUAUUGUCCAGUUAAGACCACAGUUUAAUUAUCUUGAAGAAAAUGAUAAAAAUAAGAAAGAUGAAGAAACAAAAAAACAAGGAAAUGAUUCUGAUGAAGAGGAAGGCAGGUCAAUUAAUGUUUCAUUUUCAAGAAAUAAAUCCGAAGCAACUAAAAAAUUGCAGGAACAAUCAUUUCAUCAUCAUACAGUUAAAAGCUCUGAAGAACAAUGGAUUGAUACUCAAUAUAUAAAUUCGUCAAGCACUCAGGCCCAGCUGACACGAUUGGAAAUGUUUUGUUCAAUGAACGAAAUAUCAAAAAACAGUUUAAGACUGUCUUGUAAAGAAUAUCUUAACUUAUUGGCCAAUCCUGUAAAACCCGAUGAACAUUCAAACCCUAAUGCAUUAACCAAUGAAAGGUCCUCCAAUUGUAUUUACACGCGUCCACUUUUAGAUCAAGUUCGUAUAAUUGUAAAAGAUGCAAGAGUUAUUUCAUUCAAACAGUUAAGAUCAAUGAUAGAUGUCAAACACGAUACGGUAGAUAUUUUAAAAUAUUUACAACAAGUAGCAGUUCUUGUACAAGGAAAUUGGGUUGUUCAAAGUGAACUUGUUUAUCCAAAAGACAAAACGUCAUCUCACAAUGGAAUUAAUGCUGAGCUUAUGUGCCGGGCGAGAGAUUAUAUUUUAUUAACAUUCACUGAAAAUGAAUAUGUUACUAGAAAGGCAAUAGCUUCCGUAAUGAAAUUACCUCCCGAAGAAAUAGAAGAGAUAUUAAAAAAUUUAGGAAAAGUUGAACUAAAGAAAGGAUGGAAAUUAAUCUUGCCGCCUAAUACCGAGUUUGCAAAUAGAUUUUCGGAUAUUGCUCAUCGACAAGCUUUGCAUUGGGAAGCAAAACGUAAACAUCUAAAAGAUUUAAUAGAAGCACAAAGUAUCCCACCUCAACGUCAAAGAAGAAAAUCAAAUCGUGAAUCAAUAGGUUCUGAGAAUGAAGAAAGAAAUGUCGGACGUGGAAAAAAAACUAUGAGAGAUUCCUCAAUGUCCGAUGAUGGUCCAACGGAACCCGUAAAAAGUAAAAAAACUAAUAAAUCUCGAAAAGCGUCGGAAACAACAUGACCAAAACUUUAAAACAACUUAUUUAAUACUAUGAUUUACAUUUUAUAAAUGAGAUGGUAAAAAAUAGUAAUCAGUUUUCGUUCCACUGCCAUUCAGCGUUAUAAAUUUAUAAAUUAAUAUUAAUACGCUUACACAAUUGAAUAAUUUGAACGAAUAAUGAAAAUAAAAACUCUGUUCAUCAGAUUCCUUGCAAUAAUUUAUUUAACAUACAAAAUAACAAUAAUUGUAGAGUAACUAUUUAUUUAUUAGACUGUGCCAACUGAAAUCGAUAUUUUUUUUAUUCGGUCCCAUACGAAAAUUAAGUUGUCACACUAAAGAAAAAAAUCCUGAAAAAAUUUCAGCUCGAUAUGUCUAUUUUUCAGUUAGCGCUCGCGUAAAUAAGAAUUUUCUAAUAAAAUUGUUUUUUAUCCCAACUUAAUAUUUUACAACUCAUUAAAUAUAACUGAUUAAAAAAUGGCCAAGGUGCCAUUUUGUAGGGAAUUUAAUUCUCUACAAAAGGAACUUUUGAUCGAAUGAAAAACAUCAGCCAAUUUUUUUCUGCAGCCAUUUUAACCUCAUUUUUUUUCAAAAUUUACAUUUAUAUUUACUAUUAAACGCUUAGAAAACUAUGUUGCUAUGUAUGAAACUUAUUGAAUUCAAUUUCUCUAGGAACCUUUAUGAUCCCAAGGAAUAGUUUUCAUACUUGAAGUAAUAAAACUAACAUUAAACUAUUGAUAUUAUCGAUAUUUCUAACAAUACUUUUUUUUUGUUUUGACAUUUUUCGCAUUUAAUCUUUCUAGUUAUUUUUUUCUGCAUUAAAAUAUCGUUCGUAAUUGUGAUUUUGAGAUUCUCAUACUGCUGAUCAAUAAUUAUUACUUUAUUGAUAAAAAUAUACAUUGUUUAUCAUAAUAAAAUACUUAUAAAAAUUUAAAUAAAGGAAAAAGUGAUGUUCUAAUUGUGCAGAAAAGUUUUUAUCGAUUCUGUUACUAGUUAUUAAGAGCUUAUGAUAUGUCAGGAGACCCUAUUGCGAAUAUAAA